AUGCAGGUUUACCUGGCGUUUGCAGUUUUCUCCUUUUCCCCACGAGUCACGUCUUCGGCCUCCCGCGGGUUAAACGGGGGUGCUUUCGCCGCCCCCCGGCCCCGGAGUCAACGUCUGUUCUCGGGUUGUCCAAGCCUUUACCAAGCAUACCCAAGCCAAUUCUUUCCUCCCCUUCAUCACAGAGCCCCCCUUCACAAGUUGACACCGCACCAUGACCACUCAAGCUUUGCAUCAUGGCACCAGGUGGCCAAGACUCGGGUCCUCGUGUCCUAUUCGGACGAACUGCGACGGUCAAUCUUAUUCCAGGGACCGAGCCAACCCCACACCGCGCAUAUGGAUUGGGAAUGGUGGUGUUUUCCCCGACCUCGCCCCGAAAACCCCGCGAUCUAUCUGAAUCCUUCUAGAGAUCUAACUGGGCUAGGUGCCGUCCGCUCGCCCGGCGUGCAGGAGGGUAGCUGA
Molecule: messenger RNA, 459 nt
Organism: Colletotrichum tamarilloi
Lineage: Eukaryota; Fungi; Ascomycota; Sordariomycetes; Glomerellales; Glomerellaceae
Exons: 1
Coding region: 1-459 (152 amino acids)
Source: RefSeq, a predicted model, not a curated record